Sus scrofa (pig) is the source of this 2092-nucleotide messenger RNA. RefSeq names its product selenoprotein P (gene SELENOP). NCBI's taxonomy places the organism in Eukaryota, Metazoa, Chordata, Mammalia, Artiodactyla, Suidae. Gene Ontology annotation, molecular function: selenium binding. Gene Ontology annotation, cellular component: extracellular region. The record is from RefSeq and is marked validated. Gene Ontology annotation, biological process: selenium compound metabolic process.
GCCGAGCUGAGCAAAGAGAAAGGAAGCAAGCUAGUCGGAAGGGGUCGUGACGACCCCAGCAAUGUGGAGAGGCCUGGGGCUGGCCCUGGCUCUCUGUCUCCUCUCUUGGGGAGGAACAGAGAGCCAGGGGAAAAGCUCCUUCUGUGAGCAACCUCCAGGCUGGAGCAUAAAGGACCAAGACCCCAUGCUGAACUCCUAUGGUUCAGUGACUGUGGUUGCUCUUCUUCAGGCCAGCUGAUACCUGUGUAUUCUGCAGGCAUCCAGAUUGGAAGACCUGCGAGUAAAACUGGAGAAAGAAGGAUAUUCUAACAUCUCCUACAUUGUUGUUAAUCAUCAAGGAAUUGCUUCUCAAUUAAAAUAUGUGUAUCUUAAAAGUAAGGUUUCAGAGCAUAUUCCUGUUUAUCAACAAGAAGAAAACCAAACAGAUGUCUGGACUCUCUUAAAUGGAAAUAAAGAUGACUUCCUCAUAUAUGACAGAUGCGGCCUCCUUGUAUAUCAUCUUGGUUUGCCUUAUUCCUUCUUAACUUUCCCAUAUGUAGAAGAAGCCAUUAAGACUGUUUACUGUGAAAAUAAAUGUGGAAACUGCUCUCUCAAGACCCUGAAAGAUGAAGACUUUUGUAAAAACGUAUAUUUGGCUACUGAGGAAAAAACAACUGAGGCUCCACAGCCUCAUCACCAUCAUGAUCACCAUCACCAUCGCCAUCACCAUCACCAUCACGGGCACCAGCAUCUUGGGAACGGUCAUCUUUCAGAGCAUCCGAAACCAGAAGCGCCAGACACUCCUGAGCAGCCCCCUCCUUCAGGUCUUCAUCACCAUCAUGGGCACAAGGGUCACCAAAGACAGGGUCACUCUGAGAACUGAGAUAUGCCAGCAGGAAGUGAAAGUUUACAACUUUCUCUUCCACAGAAAAAGCUCUGACGAAGGGGAUGCAUAAGUCAGUUACUCUGCAAAUUUCCCAAAAAUUCAGAGUCAGCUCUGAGAAGUUGAUGCUGACACUGUCGACAUCUGAUAUUUGAAAAAACAGAGUCUGCAGUCACCUGACAGUGUGGAGAAAACCUCCCUUCUUUAUGUAGCUGACAGGGCCUUCUGGCAGAGGAGAACGUCAUUGAAUCUUGACAGUGACGUUUGCCUCCAGCUGCCUGACAGGCAAGUCAGCAGCUCAACCCCGCAGAAGCUAGCACCAAAUGAAGUUGAAAAAAUAAGGCAGGAAGGUGAAAAUGACCUUCAAAUUAAAUAUUUUAAAUUGGAUAUACUCCCCAAGUCAGUCUAGACCAUUAUAUUUCCAGCAUUUUUAUAAGCCACCUAAUUAAUAGUGAUCCAAAAUUACUAUUGGAAUUGGAAUUGGAUUUGUGCAAACAUGGAGAAAUCUACUAUAUUGGCUUCCACAUUUUAAAAUUUAAGUCAAAGAAAUUUUGACCCAAACCAUAUUUUUAUUACAGGGCAACCGAAAGGUGACUGCAGCAUUUGGUUAAUGUGUUUUUCUUUUUCUUUCUCCAGCAUUCUACUUGCAUUAAUGAGAACAGAAACGUAAACUAUGACCUAGGGGUUUCUGUUGGAUAGUUGGCAAUUUAGAAUGGAGGAAGAACAACAAAGACAUGUUUUCCAUUUUUUUUCUUUACUUAUUUCUCAAAACAAUAUUACCUUUGUCUUCUUAAUCUUAUGUUUUUAACAGAUCAAACCUUUAAAGAACAGUGAAUUCUAUCUUUUCAGAUCCAGAAAUACUUACACAUGAAUAUUUUGCUAUGAUUAUAUUUUAAAUAUCCAUUUAUACUUUUUUAUAUCUAAGACUCAUACCUUGAUUUUUACUAUCACAUCAGAAUGAAGCCUUAUAUCUUGUUUUCUUUAUCUAGUAUUGUAUCAUACUCUUUAAAAUUUGAGAUUGCCAGUUGUGGAAGAUAGGAAGAGAUAAAAGAAUGUUGUUUAUCUCUUGAUGGCUUAGAAAGUAUUUCCAUAGUCAAUGAUGGUUCAUUAGGUAAACUAAGUCCUAUAAACCUGAACUCUUUCAUGGUUAAUACUAUUAAGCAAGAAUGCAGUACACAAUUGGCAAAAGUAUGGCUAUGUUUAAACUCAAUAAAACAGUUUGAAGUUGUC